AUGAAUAUUAUCAAAAGAAAUUCCUGGUUUAAUUUCCUCCAUCUUCUAUUUAUUCUAAAACUCGCAAUUACAUCGCGAGCCCUCAAUGGAUCAAGCAGCUCGUGCGCCAACUCAUUCAACUGCGGCAGCACAAUCAAUGGAAUCGGAUAUCCUUUCAGGGGAUUCUCCGAUCCACCAUACUGCGGCCACCCCAAGCUAGUCCUGAACUGCAAUUAUCAGAAAAAUUUAACCAGCAUCGAAAUCGUGGGCUUGAAAUACCGUGUCCUGGCAAUAGAACAAACCACACAGACAAUGACUAUUGCCAGGGAGGAUAUAAUGGAGGACACAUGCCCCACGGAAAUGAAGAACACAACCUUGGACUACUCGACCUUUGACUUUGCCGCCGUUUACCUGAAUAUCACGUUCUUGUACGGAUGCCCACCACAUGUUGGCGGUAGUUUUGUCAAGGAUUCUAACUACUCUGUUCCUUGUGGGACUAAUGGCGAAGGGGUAUAUAUUAAGGGUGGAAAUCAAGGCCCUGGAAUAUGUAAUAAUAGUGUGAUAGUUCCAGCGCCUGUGCCUCCUGAAGGAGCAACACAACUUCCGAAUAUAACGGAAUUGGAUCGGAUUAUGCGGCAGGGCUUUCUGGUUAGGUGGAAGAUUGGCAGCCAGAUGUGCAGUAAUUGUACAGCGUCCAAGGGACAGUGUGGGUAUAAUAAUGCGACGAAUAAGACAGCUUGCUAUUGCAUUGAUUCCGAUACGCCGUAUAUUUCUAAUACUUGCCCAUUGUCUGAUGGGACCUCACCUCCCUUGCCCAAAGGCAAUGAUACUUCACCAGCUAUACUAAUUAUCCUGGAGUAA
Molecule: messenger RNA, 840 nt
Organism: Erythranthe guttata (spotted monkey flower)
Lineage: Eukaryota; Viridiplantae; Streptophyta; Magnoliopsida; Lamiales; Phrymaceae
Product: LEAF RUST 10 DISEASE-RESISTANCE LOCUS RECEPTOR-LIKE PROTEIN KINASE-like 2.7
Source: RefSeq, a predicted model, not a curated record